GAAUCCUUGGUUGUGGGCGGGAAACCGCACAAGGGGCAACAUGGACGAGGCUGGCAGGGCUACGCAGGCAGACAGCCCUCACCAUCAAGAUGAUAUCACCCCUUUCGCCUCCCCUCCCCGACCAGGUCCAGAUCACCAUCACCAUCACCAUCACCAUCACUAUCACCAAUUUCCUCGUCAUCUUUCUUCACAUCCCCCGUUCCUUUUACAAAAUACCAAAAACAAUUCGACCAAGGAUCUCCUCGUUACUCAAUACCCACAAACCGCCAACCUCAAACGUCAUACCCCAUAGUUCCAAGAACUCGUGGAACCGGCCCCCCUUUUGCAGGCGCAUUCGCCCCAUGAUGCGACCUGCGCAACGCAACACUACAACCGGAUUGACUUGGUCAGUGCAGUGAGGCUCUCCAACCUAUUUUUUGGAGGGUAGUCUCGGCCGGUGACUGGAUCUGCAAGACCCAUGACGCCACGCUUAUCGUCUCCGAAUCACAUUGAUCCUGGUGCACCAGGACUAGGCCACUGUUCAAGCACUUUGAUAUCUGGGAAUAUUGCUUAAUACUCCAACACAAUCCAGUAAGGGCAGGGAUGAAGUUGGGCUUCUCGCUGUUUCGCCAUCGACAGCGCCAUAACAGCGUCUCUUCUACAUGAGUAUCCAUGUUAUACUCUCAUUCUCACAGAUCUGAAGUCAUGCAAUAACGGAGAUGGCGAAUAAAGCUAGCUAUUAUGUAUGCUAUUGCCAUCAGUCAAUUGACUAGCAGAUACAGCGC
Messenger RNA from Aspergillus uvarum CBS 121591, 764 nucleotides. RefSeq lists its product as uncharacterized. The transcript has a single exon. The record is from RefSeq and is a predicted model, not a curated record. Bases 41 to 292 code for a protein of 83 amino acids. Lineage: Eukaryota; Fungi; Ascomycota; Eurotiomycetes; Eurotiales; Aspergillaceae.